AUGGAAUAUGACACAACAUUGGUUGUAUGCGCAUCUACUGUUGGCCAUGUAAUUGACGCUUUAAUGGAGAAGUACCCUUCAGCAAAAGACACUUCUGAUUGUACUAUGUGUAAACAUAAAACUGAACGAAAAAUGAUGCAUUUUACAUUCCAAAUGAAUUAUGAUGAUAGUAUUUCCACAUUACAAAAUUUCUUAGAUGAGCGUUUAGUUAAUGACUUUUUAAUUUGCGGCAAUAAUGACUGCCGAGGUAUUAAGACAGUCACUACUAUCAUUUCAGAAAUGCAUAUAUUUAUAGAUAUACUUCUUUGGGAAGGCGAAGAUGCCGUUUCCAGCCAUCGCAGUAGUGAGGCAGCAACUAUAUUUAAAAUAAAGUUGUGUGACAUCCCGGAAAUAAUAACAGUGAAAUCUGCAGUGUAUGAACUGAGAGGUGUUUUAGCAUUUCAAAGGCCUAAAAGUUCAUUGAGAAAUUCAGUUGGACACUACACCACUUAUGUAAAAAGAGGAUCAAGAAAUUGGGAACUAUAUGAUGACCUUAAAAAAAAUGCCUAUUCAUUUUAA
Macrosiphum euphorbiae (potato aphid) is the source of this 558-nucleotide messenger RNA. The record is from the annotation of a GenBank genome assembly. NCBI's taxonomy places the organism in Eukaryota, Metazoa, Arthropoda, Insecta, Hemiptera, Aphididae.